GAUUAGGAUGCACCGAAAGUCAAUAGACUUGAACAACAGAGAGAAGUGGCCGAUCCCAACUCUCCCCUACAAUGUCCUAAAACCCUAGCCUCUCUGUUUAAAGGACGUUUGCCUUGCAGCAGUCGCCCGCCGAGCAGCAGGAGUAACAAGAAUGGGUAUCGAUUUGAAGGCCGGAGGCAAGAGCAAAAAGACCAAGCGCACUGCGCCCAAGUCCGAUGAUAUCUACCUCAAGCUUCUCGUCAAGUUGUACCGAUUUCUGGUGAGGAGGACGGGGAGUAAAUUUAAUGCGGUGAUUCUGAAGCGGCUCUUCAUGAGCAAGAUUAACAGGCCCCCUCUUUCCCUCUCUCGUUUGAUUCGUUUCAUGAAGGGCAAGGAGGAUAAGGUUGCUGUGGUUGUUGGUACUGUAACUGAUGAUAUCCGGGUGUAUGAAGUCCCUUCCCUGAAGGUUACUGCACUGAGGUUCACAGAGACAGCAAGGGCAAGGAUUGAGAAGGCAGGUGGGGAGUGCUUGACUUUUGACCAGCUUGCUCUUAGAGCUCCUCUUGGUCAGAACACGGUUCUCCUCAGGGGUCCCAAGAAUGCUCGUGAGGCUGUGAAGCACUUUGGACCAGCACCUGGUGUCCCACACAGCCAUACCAAACCUUACGUACGAUCAAAGGGAAGGAAAUUUGAGAGGGCUAGAGGAAGAAGGAACAGCAGGGGCUUUAGGGUUUGAGUACUUGAAUUUGGUCAAAAAAUACAGAUCACCCAACCAAAUCCAAGCAGAUGCAUCCAUAGACCAACCUUCAAUUUGGUUUUGUUUUACUUCGUUUUUUUUCUCAUCCUCUGGAAUGGAACAGUUGCAUUAUAGCAGGCUAAUGUCUGUAGUUUAUUUGGUAUUUUGAUUUAAACAUUAGACUUUGGAUGUCGACUGAGGAUUGAUGGGGUAUUUUUGAAUGUUAAAUGAUCUAUGUUAUAAUUACGAUUUAUUUCUUACUAAA
Hevea brasiliensis (rubber tree) is the source of this 980-nucleotide messenger RNA. Its product is annotated as 60S ribosomal protein L18-2. Bases 152 to 715 code for a protein of 187 amino acids. Gene Ontology annotation, cellular component: ribosome; cytosolic large ribosomal subunit. NCBI's taxonomy places the organism in Eukaryota, Viridiplantae, Streptophyta, Magnoliopsida, Malpighiales, Euphorbiaceae. The record is from RefSeq and is a predicted model, not a curated record. Gene Ontology annotation, biological process: translation. The transcript is spliced from 5 exons. Gene Ontology annotation, molecular function: structural constituent of ribosome; RNA binding.